Molecule: messenger RNA, 1200 nt
Organism: Didymodactylos carnosus
Lineage: Eukaryota; Metazoa; Rotifera; Eurotatoria; Philodinida; Philodinidae
Source: the annotation of a GenBank genome assembly
AUGAGUCGUUAUAAAUCAACGAAUAGUUCGGUUAAAAGUCAUUUAUCAUCGGGUAGUUUGCCAAAAGAAGAAGUAAAUAUUGUCUUGGUUGGACAAGCAAAUGUUGGAAAAAGUGCACUCAUUGUGAAAUAUUUAACAAAACGUUUUAUCUGUGAAUAUGAUCCAUUUCUUGAAGAUACAUAUUGGAAGCCAGAUACUGUAGAUCAACAAGAAGUACUGGUCAAAGUUAUGGAUACAUAUGGAAAAGAUGAUAAACGAUUGCCAUAUUAUUUAAAAUGGGCUGAUGCCGUAUUGAUUACAUACAGUAUAACACAACAAGAUAGUUUUGAAAUGGCCCUCUCUUAUUUAGAUAAUAUUCAUGAAUAUUCGAGAAGUAUUAGUCUAUCUUCAAAUGAACUUGUUAUUAUUCUAAUUGGAAAUAAACUCGAUCUUGAACGAAAUAGAGUUAUUGCUAAGGCUGAUGGUGAAACAAUAGCAUUAAAAUUUAAUUGUGCAUUUUUUGAAACAACAGCAGCAGAUGAAUAUGAAUAUGUGCAAAAUUUAUUUCAUCGAACAGUUAGGGAAGUACGAAAAGAACGUGAAAGAUCAAAUAAUGUUACAAUACCAUCGGUGCAAUCAUUAACAACAACAUUUUGUCCUAUAGAAGAAGAAGAAAAAGCUUUACCACUUACAUUACCAACAAGUGUACCUACAGAUCCCUUAUCGUCAUCGUCUUCAUCUAGUUCAUCAACUCUAUUUAAUCCUCCAAAUAUUGGUCAGAAUGUUAUAUCAUCAUCACCCCAAACGAGUACAUUAACAGCAUCGUUCAAUCAACGAAUAUCGUCAAGCGUAAAUGCUCCAUCACCUCUUAGCGGAACAACAAUACCUAAUAAUUCAAAUACUAACACAAUUUCCAGUAGUUCUCUACCAACAGUAAGUAGUCUACCAACCGUCAGUACACUUUCAUUUGGUGCUGGUACUCCGUCUACUAUAUCCUCUCCAAUAAGUGUCAUUCAAAAAAGUAAUAUCUCGACUAAUACAGCACCAACAGCAACAAAUUCAACAACAGCACGUCGAACAAAAUCACCCAAACCACAAAUUGAUUCACAAACAUCACUAACAUCAUCGACAUCAGCAGUAUCGGCUCACAAAGAUAAUCAUUCAGCAACAGCAAAGCGAACUCCAUCAAAAGUGCCAUUUUUACAAAAGAUUUUUAAAUAA